Talaromyces marneffei is the source of this 1146-nucleotide messenger RNA. RefSeq lists its product as uncharacterized. The record is from RefSeq and is a predicted model, not a curated record. The transcript is spliced from 3 exons. The coding region runs from base 1 to 1146 and encodes 381 amino acids. Lineage: Eukaryota; Fungi; Ascomycota; Eurotiomycetes; Eurotiales; Trichocomaceae.
AUGACCGACGCAAGCCUACAUAACGUUCCCAUCGUCAUAGAUAAUGGCAGCGGCACAAUACGAGCUGGAUUCGCUGGCGAAGAAAUCCCAUCAUGUUAUUUCCCCUCAUUCGUUGGCCGACCGAAACACCCGCGAGUGAUGGCAGGUGGACUGGAGGGUGAUGUUUUUAUUGGGCAAAAGGCACAAGAUUUGAGAGGACUUUUGAAGAUUCGAUACCCAUUAGAGCACGGUAUCGUCACCGAUUGGGAUGACAUGGAGAAAAUAUGGCACCACGUGUAUGAGAGCGAAUUGAAGACACUGCCUGAAGAACACCCAGUGCUCUUGACCGAGCCACCAUUGAAUCCAAGGAAGAACCGAGAUAUUGCUGCCCAGAUAAUGUUUGAGACGUUUAAUAUUCCCGCGCUUUACACGUCAAUUCAAGCCGUACUUUCGCUCUAUGCUUCGGGUCGAACGACUGGUGUGGUUUUGGACUCAGGAGAUGGUGUGUCACAUGCGGUGCCUGUGUAUGAGGGUUUUGCAGUGCCAAACAGUAUUCGAAGAAUUGAUGUUGCUGGACGGGAUGUGACGGAACAAAUGCAACUGCUGUUACGGAAGAAUGGUUAUGUUCUGCAUACAAGUGCUGAGAAGGAGGUGGUACGCAUGAUCAAAGAAAAAGUCUGCUACGUUUCAUUGGAUCCGAAAAAGGAAGAGAAGGAAUGGAUUAAUAGCUACCACAAAUCCGAGUCGAAAACCAUUGAAUACGUUCUUCCAGAUGGACAUAAAAUGAAGAUUGGCCAAGAACGUUAUCGUGCUCCUGAAAUUCUGUUCGAUCCCGAGAUUAUUGGUAUGGAGUAUCCUGGAGUUCACCAAAUUGUACAGGAUGCUAUCACACGUACCGAUCUCGACCUCCGCAAAGCUCUUUAUCUCAAUAUUGUUCUAUCUGGAGGCACAACCUUAUGCAAGAACUUCCCCGACCGUCUGAUGCGGGAGAUCAAGAAACUUGCCGUUGAAGAUAUGAAGAUUCGAAUUUCAGCGCCUGCAGAGCGUAAAUACACCACGUGGAUUGGAGGAGGUAUUUUGGCAGGUUUGAGCACGUUUAGAAAGAUGUGGGUGAGCGCUGAUGAAUGGCACGAGGACCCUGAGAUCAUACAUCGCAAGUUCGCAUAA